AUCUGAACUCUAGUCUAUUGGGUUAGAAAUGUGAAAGCUACUGUCUGAAAGUCCCACUAUUGGGCCAUAUCAAGCACUGUUACAUAAAUUAAAUCAAUAAUUAAUAGUUACAUAAUUAAUACUUACAGUAAAUAAUAUUAGUAGCAGCAUAUUCUUUAAGAAUUAGAACACUGAAUUGGUUUCAAACUUGUGCUUAAGCUGAAGAAUGGCUUAUUAUAAAAAAAACUCAGCUCACCUUUAGUUUAGCUCAAGAUCAGCACCUAUAGCCACAGUCAAGUGUGAGAAAAUUGCUUGCCAUGUACCUAGAGAAUUUGGAUAUUAUAAAUUACUGACGAGGGAAAGUCACUCUUGUGCUUGAAGUCAAAAUAAACUAAAGCAGAUAAUUGAAUAACAAAUCACAAUCUAUGACCAAACUAUCCAAAAAUAUCCUGGAAUAAACUUGUAAACUACUCCGUUCGAGACAACAAUGAGUAAAUACUUACUAAAUACAAGCAGUGGCCAUGUUUCAAAAACAAUUAUAGAGUAGUUUCCCUUGAAAAAUUGUCUAUUCACAUGUCUGUCCAUAUCUAAGAAGCUGUCCAGCAUGGAGGUGGAAACAGAUGUGUUAGCUGCAGUUUCAUCUACUGUAGAUAUACAGUCAAAUGAAUUGACAGAGUUUUCAUCUUCUGAAGAUUUGAAACCAGAUCUAUCGGCCAUAUUUUCAUCUUCUGCUGGCAUCAAAACAGAAUUAUUGACAUUUAUUAAUUUCCAGGAUAUAAAACCUAACAUGUCAUUUAAAACUUCUCAAGAUGUUAAACCUGAUAUUAAUUCAGAAUUUUCUUCUUCUAAUGACAUAAAAAUAAAACCAGAAUUAUCAUUUUUUAAUGUUCAGGAUAUAAAACCUAACAUGUCAUUUAAAACUUAUCAAGAUGUUAAGCCUGAUAAUACAUUUUCAAUUGAAAAAAUUAAUAAGAAACCUGCUGCAUCAGCAGAAUUUUCAACAUCUGAAAAUUUAAAACCAGAAUUAUCAAAUACUGAAUAUUUAAAACAAGAUUUCACAACAGAAUUUUUAUUUUUUGAGAAUAAACAAGAAAAUGGACUUGAAGAAAAUCUACAAUUGUCUGGGGACAACGAAAAUAAAAUUGUUUAUUAUGAUAAAACAUUUUCUCAAAGUUCUAAAAAUUAUAUGCAUAAAAAUGUUCAUUUUGAAGAUAAGCCAUAUGACUGUGAUGUUUGUCAUAAAAGGUUUUCUCAAGGUUCUAACUUAAAUCAACAUAAAAAGAUUCAUACAGUAGAACAUGCAUAUGAUUGUGAUGUUUGCCAUAAAAUCUUUGCAGAUAAGAAUGUUCUAUUGCGACACAAAAUUGUUCAUUCUGAAUAUGAAUGUAAUAUUUGUCUGAAAAGAUGUUUAUAUAGUUUUAAGUUAAAAGAACAUACAAAAGUUCAUUCAGGAGAUAAACCACAUGAAUGUGAUGUUUGUCAUAAAAAUUUUUCUCGGAGUGAUCAUUUAAGAGAACAUAAAAAUGUUCAUUCAGGAGAAAGGCCUUAUGAAUGUGAUGUUUGUCAUAAAAGGUUUUCUCAAAGUUCUAUUUUAAGAACACAUAAAAAGUUUCAUUCAGGAGAUAAACCACAUGAAUGUGAUGUUUGUCAUAAAAGGUUUAUUAGAAAUUGUGAUUUAAAAAAACAUAAAAAUGUUCAUUCAGGAGAUAAAGCACAUGAAUGUGAUGUUUGUUAUAAAAAGUUUUCUCGAAGUGAUUGUUUAAGAGAACAUAAAAAUCUUCAUUCAGGAGAAAGGCCUUAUGAAUGUGAUGUUUGUUAUAAAAGGUUUUCUCAAAGUUCUAAUUUAAGAACACAUAAAAAGAUUCAUUCAGAUGAAAGGCCACAGGAAUCAUGAUGAAUGUGAUGUUUGUCCUAUAAGGUUUGCUUGGAUUUGUUAAGAGAGAAUUUUGUUCUUUUGGGAGAAAAGCCAUAUGAAUUUGAUGUUUGUCCUAAAUGAUUUACUUAGAGUAGUUAUUUAACUACACUUACAAAACUUUUUGGCUAUAAAUGGCUUCUCAACAUUCUUAUUUUAGUGCACAUAAAAAAGUUAAUUCAGGAUACAAGCUACAUGAAUGUGGUAUUUGUCAUUAAAGAUUUUCUUGAAGUUGUAGUCUAAAUUAUGUUUUUCUCAAAAGAUUUUCUUAAAUAUCUAAUUUAAAUACUCUAAAAAAUUAAUUCUAUAAAUAAGACAGAGGAAUAUGAUGUUGGUAAGGAAAUGUUUUCUUUUUUUUGUCAAAGAAAUUCAUCAUGACUUGAAAGCAAUUAAAUGUCAUUUUUUAACAUAAUAUCUAUAGCAAAUUUUAUUAUAAAAUUUCUUAUAAUUUUUUUCUCUGCACAUAAAUUUAACUAGUGGUUAACCAAAAGUGGGUCAUAGUUAAUACAUUUUUGUAUUUGUAUUAUGAAAAGAUUCUUUAGUCAAAGAGUAUACCUUGACAAUUAUUAUACAUACUGUAAAAAAUAAACUUAUUCUAUUAUUUCAGCUGCAUGUGUACUUUUUUUUCUUUAUGUAUCCUACUUCUUUUUGUGUUAUUUGUAAAUAUGUAUGAUAGAAGAAGUAAGCUAUCACUUUAGAGACCCAGGGUUUUAUUUUUACACCCGCAUGGUUUUUUUAGGCACACUGUUAAUUUGCCUAUUCUUUCCAAAUUUUAUAAAAUUGACAAUGCACAUUCAUUGGUACAAGGGAGUUUACCAAUUCUGAUCAAACCAAUUACACAUUAACAAUAACAGAAGCUAACUAAAAUAAAACACACUAUUCAAUUUCAAUGUAUUAUUUACAAAACUUCUGAGCAGACAGUAAUUUUUUUGUAAAAACUUUUUCAUCUUUUGCUAAAUGCCUUUAAUCAUUAUAUUGAGAGGUAUAGAAUCACAAAUCCUAUGACCAAACUCUACUGGAUGCAAUGUAUAACUCAAACAGACCACAUGUAAAAACUUCCUCUCCCUCCCCACUAUUUACAUGUCUUAUGGAACUAACCCCAAGUUUCAUGUUGCUAGAUGUUUUUUUUUAAGUUCAUUUAAAUGCAUUUGUUACAUGUUAUAUAUAGAUUUUUAUCUUUCUUCACACCUCAAUAUGAACUUUAUGCCAAAUCUCAGACUCCUCUCUGCAUACUAUGUGAUUGAAAAGAUAAUAAAAUAAUUUUCUUCACUUAUUCAUAUAGGCCAUUCCAUUUAAAGAUUAAUCACACAUUUCAAUGUCAUAAAUUUACAUUAAUUAUUUUUACAAAAACAGCAUAAAAAUUAUAAAUUUGAAGAAAACAAAGACUGGAGCUGCAAUUGUUACAUUUUGUUAUCUUAGUUUCAACAUAAUGUAAGUUUUGGCUAGUUAUUAUUUGAUUGUGUAUUCCUUACUAAAAAUAGUACUAUUAAUAUUAAGAAAAUAGCAUUGUAAAGUAAAUUCUAAUGUAGUGAAUUAUUAGAAAUUGUAACAUGAAAAUUUUAAGAAAUAAAAUGGCUAAAGUGUGUGUAAAAUUUUAUUAUUGUUUUUCUAACAACACUUUCUCUAUGUACAUUCCAAUGAGGCCAAUGUGUUUUGAAUGCUGGGGUGUAUUUUACUCUCUUGUGAUGCUCCAAAGCCUGUACUUGCAAGUUAGGUAAGGCCAGUGUCGGACAACAUUUGUUUGUUACUAAUGUUAGUGUGAGCGGGUAAAUGGAUGUCUUAUUUUGUAUUAUUUUAUUGUGUGCGAAUCUGCAUGAAUGGUCCACUUGACAGCGGCUACAGGGUUUCCCGUUCCGCACGAAGCGGUCAGUAAAAACUUACCGCUUGGAUAACUUCUUUCUUUUGAGAUGUAGAUCAGGUCAGUUUCUGUGUGGGCUCACCUCGUGCGUGAAGGUAUUUGUUUUUUAAUUGUAUUUGUACAUGUGUGAUUGGUAUGAAAGCGACUGCCGAUGCUUCUCGUUUUCUUUCUUUUUCGUCUGAAAAGAGAUAGUGGGCAUCGGCUUGUCUGGUAUACUCGUGGUGUUUUCUUUUUUGAAAGGUUUGAAAUGUAUUUUGGUAUUUUCUAAAACCCUUGGCGUGUUUUAGACCACGUGGUUUAGGUCGUUAUGUUUAGGAUUGUUUCCCAAACUGGUUUGAGUGUGUUUGUGUAUUUUACUUUUUUAUUUUAAAGUAUUGUUAUUGUGGGUUCCCCACGAUGACUAAGUUGGGCUCAGUCACAAGUAAUUUUGUUGUGUUAGUCUUAGACAGUAAUGAGUGUAUUUUAGGUUGCUGUAAAAUUAAUGUGUGUGAUGUUUCUUACAACGUCUUGUUGAGUCACUUGCUUUGUGUCUACCUCUAUUUGGGGCCUUAGCGGGGUGUGUUAACUUUAUUGUUAUCAAUGUGGAUGUUGUGUAGGUAGACCAAUGGCUUCGUGCUGCUUCUUGUGUUGGAUAGAUUGGUUCUACAAUGAUGAUUUUUAUUGCACGUUAUUUUUAAUUGGCUAAUUUCUUGGUUAGACAGUGAUUUAUUGUGGUUUUUGAGAAUUGAUUUAGUAUUCUAGGAUUAGUGGUAGUAGUAAGGAUUAGUAUUUUACUCGAGGCUUUAGAUAUCUUUAGUAGUAGUCAGUAGUAUUUAAACAUAUGUAUAUAUUGAUGUAUAUAUAUUUUUCCAUGCAUUUUCUUAUGUUUUCCUUUUCUUUUUUCUCUCCCCUCCCCCUUCCAGUGAAGUUGUUUGUGAAACUUGGCUUGAUUUGUAUGGAUUGUUUUGUUUGAUGUUUGGUGCGGAUAUUAGAUGGCGUUUCGGUGGCAGUACUGGUAAGGAUGGUUGUCUGUGUGUUCAGAGCCUAGACUCCGAGGUACCGAAGGUACAUAAUAUCCCAUUGAACGUUGUGUUUUGUUUGUUUGGUGAUUGUUUAGUGUUGCAUUAGGAUGUUUUGAAUUUGACUUAAUGUUUACGUUUUUUUUGUUCCAUUUUAUUUCAUGCAAUAAAUUCUGUAAAUUGUU
Physella acuta is the source of this 4932-nucleotide messenger RNA. Its product is annotated as zinc finger protein 583. Gene Ontology annotation, molecular function: RNA polymerase II cis-regulatory region sequence-specific DNA binding; DNA-binding transcription repressor activity, RNA polymerase II-specific. Gene Ontology annotation, biological process: regulation of transcription by RNA polymerase II. NCBI's taxonomy places the organism in Eukaryota, Metazoa, Mollusca, Gastropoda, Physidae. The record is from RefSeq and is a predicted model, not a curated record. Gene Ontology annotation, cellular component: nucleoplasm.